Platichthys flesus (European flounder) is the source of this 1197-nucleotide messenger RNA. It is a transcript of the gene tmtops3a, whose product is annotated as teleost multiple tissue opsin 3a. The record is from RefSeq and is a predicted model, not a curated record. Bases 1 to 1197 code for a protein of 398 amino acids. Gene Ontology annotation, biological process: visual perception; G protein-coupled receptor signaling pathway. Gene Ontology annotation, cellular component: membrane; photoreceptor outer segment. NCBI's taxonomy places the organism in Eukaryota, Metazoa, Chordata, Actinopteri, Pleuronectiformes, Pleuronectidae. The transcript has 4 exons. Gene Ontology annotation, molecular function: G protein-coupled receptor activity.
AUGGUCGUCCUCAUACGCGGCUGCAACUUCAGCACCGCGGACAGCUCCCACUCCACCUCCAGCCCCGGCACCGACCUCUCCCUGCGGGACUCCCCGGAGGCGGCGUCCCAGAGCCCCGGUGUCCUGAACCCCGGUGGCCUGAGCCGGAGCGGCCACACGGUGGUGGCCGUCUGCCUCGGCUUCAUCCUGGUGGCGGGGAUCCUCAACAACCUGCUCGCUCUGCUCGUCUUCGCCAAGUUCCGCUCGCUGUGGACGCCCAUCAACCUCAUCCUGCUCAACAUCAGCCUCAGCGACAUCCUGGUCUGCGUGUUCGGGACUCCCUUCAGUUUCGCUGCCAGUCUGCAGGGAAGGUGGCUCAUUGGGGAGCACGGCUGCAAGUGGUACGGCUUCGCCAACUCGCUCUUCGGGAUCGUCUCCCUGGUGUCCCUGUCCAUUCUCUCCUAUGAGCGCUGCAGCACCGUGCUGCGUUCCUCCCAGGCCGACAUCUCGGACUUCAGGAAGGCCUGGCUCUGUGUCGGAGGCUCCUGGCUCUACUCUCUCCUCUGGACCGUGCCGCCUCUACUGGGCUGGAGCAGCUACGGGCCUGAGGGACCGGGCACUACGUGUUCAGUCCAGUGGCACCUCCGCUCGCCCACCAGCGUCUCGUACGUGUUGUGUCUCUUCAUCUUUUGUCUGCUGCUGCCCCUUCUGCUCAUGGUCUACUCCUAUGGACGAAUCCUGGUUGCAAUCAGGAGGGUGGGUAAGAUCAACCUGCUGGCCGCUCAGCGCAGAGAGCAGCACAUCCUGGUGAUGGUGUUGUCCAUGGUGUCCUGCUACAUGCUGUGCUGGAUGCCCUACGGCAUCAUGGCCCUGAUUGCCACCUUCGGACGGCUGGGACUGGUCACUCCCAUGGCCAGUGUGGUGCCCUCGGUCCUGGCCAAGCUCAGCGCAGUCAUCAACCCUGUGAUCUACAUGUUCUUCAACAACCAGUUCUACAGAGGCUUUGUGGCUCUGAUGAAGUGCAGAGACGAACCUCAUUCUGUUCAUGAAGAAGUGCACCCGACCCCAGGGACACCGGCUUCAGGCCUCUACCCCUCCCACAAGCAUCAGGCCUCUCUCCUCUCAGCCCCAUCUCCAAUCCACAGCAGCCCUGGAAACGCUGCCCCCUGCAGCCGGCACAGUGAACAUCACACACUUGUUGUUCAUUUCACUCCUUAG